AUGUCGGAUUCAGACGACCUCGAAAAUCUCCAGUGCAGACCGGAAGGCUACGACAUGGGGCUCGCGUCCCAAAAACUACUAGACACACCAUUCACGCCAAACGACAACCCGGCAGAUCGGCAUAGGCCUCUACAUCAUCGACUGCUUCCGUCUGUGGUACACAUCUUGCUCCUCGCCGUCGGUAUCUGUUUGGGCGUAUUCUGUGGUUCCUUUCUCGGUCUUAUACGGCCGCAGAGUCCUCAACAGAGCCUUUCCAGAUUCCAGAACUCGCCUGCUUAUGGAGCAGUGGCCGCUCACCCGCUGGAGACCAGGCCUGAUAUGCAUGUCGGACCCCGCAACCCUUACAGCGGCGCGCCAAAACCAGAGACGGACAAUGCGUGGGCAGCUUUGUUGAAGGGCUACAAUCUUCGCGUACCUAGCAGUUCGCUCAGCCAGGAGCACGCGCCAUCAAUACCUUUAUCUGAUGGUUCAGGGAACGUGUGGGUGUCUCUGGGCAUGUAUCACCACCUUCACUGCUUGGACUCGAUCCGGCAUCAGAUACAUGGCCGGAAUUGCAUCUCUCAGGACUCGACGACAGAAGCGGAUGGAUUCCCCAAACAUCUAGAUCACUGCAUCGAUACAUUGCGACAGUGGCUGAUGUGCCAGCCGGAUCUAUCUCUACGAUCUGUGUACUGGCGCGAGGAUGGAUUGUCCGCCGCCGCAAACAACUCAAUCACACAUGAGUGCGUCAAUUGGGAUGCACUUCAAGAAUGGGUGGAUCAACAUUCUAUCAGUGCUAAGGACGAGGCUGUGCAAAGGCCGGAUGGAGCACUGUUCGAUGGUCCCGAGCCACCGCCUCCUAGAUGUGCUACAAAACAGUCUUGA
Cyphellophora europaea CBS 101466 is the source of this 864-nucleotide messenger RNA. RefSeq lists its product as uncharacterized. The record is from RefSeq and is a predicted model, not a curated record. Gene Ontology annotation, biological process: mycotoxin biosynthetic process. The transcript is spliced from 3 exons. NCBI's taxonomy places the organism in Eukaryota, Fungi, Ascomycota, Eurotiomycetes, Chaetothyriales, Cyphellophoraceae. Bases 1 to 864 code for a protein of 287 amino acids.